Messenger RNA from Thamnophis elegans (Western terrestrial garter snake), 1662 nucleotides. RefSeq names its product glycoprotein A33 (gene GPA33). NCBI's taxonomy places the organism in Eukaryota, Metazoa, Chordata, Lepidosauria, Squamata, Natricidae. The record is from RefSeq and is a predicted model, not a curated record. The transcript has 7 exons. Gene Ontology annotation, cellular component: plasma membrane. The coding region runs from base 137 to 1054 and encodes 305 amino acids.
GGAAGUUAGGACACAGUACAAACUACAACUAGGAGGCAAUUACUUUUUUCUUCCUUUCAACAUUGGAUAGCACUUUCAUUAACACCUGCAUUCUUGACAACUUGAAGAAAAGACUGGGGAAAGCAGAGGAGCCACUAUGAAAGCAAACAAGGGGGGUCCCCUCCUUAUUAUAAGUGCAGUGGUAGCAGCUGUUCAUGCGGUUUCAGUAUCAGGACCUUCAAAGGCAGUGCACGCGAUAAGAGGAGAGAAUGUCACCCUACCAUGCAACUUUAAAAGUGGUCCUGCAGAGCCAAAAGACUUUAUCUCUUGGAGGGGAAAGACCUUGGGAAACGGCCAUACGGGAGAAUUUGCUAGGAAGACAUUUGAUGGUGAGGAACACUUUACACCAACUUACCAAGAUCGUUUAACAUUCUCUACCAAUUUUGGAAAGGGUGAUGCUGGAAUUACCUUUGAUCGGGUGACCAUGCAAGACAAUGGAACCUAUGAAUGCGCGGUCGAGAUAAGAAAUGAAUUCCCAUCAAAAAGUGUCGACCUAGAACUUUUGGUCCUUGUUCUUCCGUCUGUUCCAGUAUGCAAAGUUAUUGGGAAAAAAGAAUACGGUCAAAAUAUUAACCUGACUUGCAAUUCUGAUGAAGGAUCCCCAGAACCUAAAUAUACCUGGCAAAGUUAUGAUACACAGAACCAAAGCCGGCCACUUCCAGGAAUAGCUGUAGGAGGAAUACUGAUGCUGACAAAUGUUUCUAUAAACACCACCGGAUAUUUUAUCUGCCUUUCCCAAAACAUUGCUGGACAGAACAAAUGCAAUCUCACAGUUGCUAUUGUACCUCCAUCCAUGAACAUUGCUCUUUAUGCUGGAAUCAUUGCUGGGAUCCUUGCUGCUGUGAUUAUCAUAAGUGUUUUUAUUUAUUGUUGUUGCUGUAGGAAAUCAAAGAAUAAGGACUAUGAGGCAACGGAGACAGAAAAUACAUUCCAACCUCAACAUGAGGCUGUUCGAAUCCGGGGACCUUCCAAAGAAGAUCUUGGGGAUGAAUACGAAGAAAGGCCAGAAAUGUGAUUUGUGUUUCAGUUGUCUGGAAGCAAACACUUCCAGAACCUUCUUUCCAAAAGAAAGAGAAAGAAAAUAUUGAUUUAUAAUCAAAAUUAUUUGUUAUUCAACAAAUGGGACUUUAAUAUAUGCAUUGGGAGUGGGAUGAAAUAGAGGAUGAAUAACCAUGUAAAAAAUACAGAAGGAGGCACAAAGCCGAGUAAGAAGGAGGCACAAAGCCGAGUAAGAUAAGCUGAAAUAAAAGGCACAUCAAUUUCCAGAAUCCUUCUCAUCUGCUUGCUAGAAAGAAAAGAGGAAAAAAAACCUUGGGAAGUGUUAUCUUGUACCAUAGAUUUUAUGCAAAUUCUGAAUGCAGCAGAUGGGAAUUCUUUAAUACUGACCUUUUCUGCUGCAUUUGGAAAACAGAAGCAAAAUUAAACCCACCUCAGUUUCUAUGGAAUACUUUUAGUAUUGUAAGACAAAUAUAUAAAAAUCUAUGGCUUCCGUUAUGCAGCAUCUAGGCACUGGAUACUUGAUAAUCAUUUGGCGAACAAGGUGCAGCUCAUACUAAAGCUUUUCAGACUCAGCUUAUUCUCCUACUAUUCCAGUGAUGAUAUGAAUCCGAGGUGGUGCAGUGG